ACUAGUUGUCAUGGAGACGGCGGAAGUAGCGACCCGGGUCUUGUCUAGCCGUGAACUCGAUGGCCGGAGAACCGGAUAUCCGGCUGGUGUGGAGCGGGGAUCUCCGGCGGUGCAGGGGCCCCAGACUGCAGGAUGUACGCUGUAUACCGCCAGGCCCAUCCCCCCACCGGACUGGAGUUUUCCAUGCACUGUAACUUCUUCUCUAAUGCGGAGAAGAACCUUGUGGUGUCCGGCACGACUCAGCUGUACGUGUAUCGUCUGAACCAUGACGCCGAGAGCUCCAGCAAAGGGGAGAAAGGAUCAGAUGGAAAGGGCCACAAGGAGAAGCUGGAGCUCAUGGCGUCCUUCUCUUUUUUCGGUAACGUCAUGUCUAUGGCGAGCGUUCAGCUUGCGGGAGCCAAGAGAGACGCCUUGUUACUCAGCUUCAAUGAUGCCAAGCUCUCUGUGGUGGAGUACGAUCCGGACACCCAUGACCUGAAGACAUUGUCCCUUCAUUACUUUGAGGAGCCGGAGCUGCGGGACGGUUUUGUGUAUAACGUUCACAUCCCCAAGGUGCGUGUGGACCCCAGCGGGCGCUGCGCGGUGAUGCUGAUAUACGGCACCAGGCUGGUUGUGUUACCCUUCCGGAGAGACACCCUGGCAGAGGAGCAUGAUGGGCAAAUGGCCGAGGGGCAGAAGUCCAGCUUCCUCCCCAGUUACAUCAUUGAUGUCCGUGAACUGGAUGAGAAGCUGCUGAACAUUAUAGACAUGCAAUUCCUGCACGGCUACUACGAGCCCACCCUGCUCAUCCUGUACGAGCCCAACCAGACCUGGCCCGGUCGGGUGGCGGUACGUCAGGACACCUGCAGUAUUGUCGCCAUCUCACUGAACAUCUUGCAGAAGGUUCAUCCGGUCAUCUGGUCACUGUCCAGCCUGCCCUAUGACUGCACCCAGGCCCUGGCGGUGCCCAAGCCUAUUGGAGGCGUUGUCAUCUUUGCCGUGAACUCACUGCUUUAUCUCAACCAGAGCGUUCCUCCGUAUGGAGUUUCCCUUAAUAGUCUGACAAAUGGGACGACCUCCUUCCCUCUAAAGCCUCAGGACGGCGUCCGGAUCUCUUUGGAUUGUUCUCAGGCAACGUUCAUUUCCUAUGACAAGAUGGUGAUUUCACUGAAGGGCGGUGAGAUCUACGUCCUAACUCUGAUCACAGACGGCAUGAGAAGUGUUCGCUCUCUUCACUUUGACAAGGCUGCAGCAAGUGUCCUGACUACAUCCAUGACCCUGAUGGACCCCGGAUAUCUGUUUCUGGGAUCACGUUUAGGGAACUCGCUGUUGCUGCGCUACACGGAAAAGGUCCAGGACAGCCCCUCCGGACCCAGCAAGGACCCUGAGAAGCCGGACGAGCCACCGAACAAGAAAAAGAGAGUGGACGUCUCUAUAUGCCGAGUGGGCAGUAAGGGGGUGAUGGUGGACGAGAUCGAUGAGAUUGAGGUUUACGGGAACGAGAUGCAGUCGGGCACUCAGCUCUCCACGUACUCAUUUGAAGUGAGUAGAGGCACAGAAUGA
Hyla sarda is the source of this 1542-nucleotide messenger RNA. RefSeq names its product cleavage and polyadenylation specific factor 1 (gene CPSF1). Bases 133 to 1542 code for a protein of 469 amino acids. Gene Ontology annotation, molecular function: protein binding. Gene Ontology annotation, cellular component: mRNA cleavage and polyadenylation specificity factor complex; nucleus. The record is from RefSeq and is a predicted model, not a curated record. The transcript is spliced from 14 exons. Lineage: Eukaryota; Metazoa; Chordata; Amphibia; Anura; Hylidae.